GGAGACUCUUCCCACUUGGAAAGAGGCUCGCCGACGCGUCUGGGAACCAAAAACCCGCGGAGCUCUCCGACUUCAACACCGGACCACAUCACUCUCCCUUUUUCUCUCAGGUCGGAGGUCCACGACUGAGACUUUAACCUGGUUUCUAUUUUUUAUUCUUAAACCAACAAAGGAAAUUCAACUGUCUCCUCUUUAGCUUCAUUCAUGUGCUGCUGAGCCAGAAGAAGCUGAAGAUGAAGAGCAGGCUUUCUCUGGCCGCGGCUGCCCUCCUGGCACUGCUGCUGCUGUGCUUCACUCAGGCCCAGAGUCAAGUCGACCCUCCGUCAGAUUUGAGGUUUAAGAUUUUAAAUGAGAACACGGUGCAAAUGAUCUGGAGUGGACCACAGACGAGGAUACAGGGCUACAGGAUACAAGUGACCUCAUCCACAGAAGAACCAACAAAAGAAUUUACUCUGACUGCAUCUGCAACUAAGACCACCAUCUCAGACCUGAUUCCAGAUGUGGAUUAUGUAGUAACAAUAUCUGCGUACACUGGAUCAGAGGAGAGUCUACCCAUCUCCGGCCAGAUCACAAUCGAGUCCAGUGGCAGCUCAAGAGGAACUCCCAGGAAACCAGACGCUUCAGACUCAGUCAAAUGCUCCUUCAGUGCCAUCGCCGAUGUCGUCUUUUUGGUGGACGGCUCCUGGAGUGUGGGCAGGCCCAACUUCAAAUACAUCCGCAACUUUAUCUCAGCCACAGCCGGCGCCUUUCAGAUCGGAGAGGACAAAACGCGGGUGGGCGUGGUCCAGUACAGCAGCGACGCCCGGACCGAGUUCAACCUGAACAGACACCUGACCCGACCGGCGCUGCUCCGAGCCAUCGGCUCUCUGCCGUUCAAGGGAGGAGAAACAAAGACAGGCGACGCCCUCAACUACCUCUUGACAAACACGUUCACGGAGGAGGCCGGCAGCAGGAGCGCUUUCCCCAAAGUGCUGGUGAUCAUCACGGACGGCAAAUCUGAGGACCCAGUGGAGAGUUACGCCAAGCAGCUCAGGAGCAGGGGGGUGGAGAUCUUUGUCCUCGGCAUACAACAGGCUGAUCCAGAGGAGAUGAAGCUAAUGGCCUCCACUCCUUACAGGAGACACGUCUUUAAUGUCGCCAACUUUGACAUGAUGAAGAAUGUGCAGAAAGACAUCAUUGUCCAGGUGUGCGCUGGUGUUGACGACCAACUCAACUCACUGGUCAGCGGAGAAGAAGUUGUUGAGCCCGCCUCGAACCUCCAAGUCCUUGAGGUGGCCUCAAAGUCCAUACGAGUGACAUGGACAGCCUCCAUCGGAGAAGUCUCUGGAUACAAGGUGCAGAUGAUCCCCAUGAUGACCGGCAGCAAGCGGCAGGAGCUUUACGUGGGCCCAGGUCAGACCUCGGUGGUGGUCAGAGACCUUUCUCCUGACACAGAGUACCAGAUCAGUCUGUACGCUCUGAAGGGCCUGACGCCAAGCGAUCCUGUCAUGGUCAUGCAGAAGACACAGCCGGUUAAAGUAUCAGUGGAAUGUUCUCUUGGUGUGGACGUUCAAGCCGAAGUCGUCCUCCUGGUAGACGGAUCCUAUAGCAUCGGUCUGGCUAACUUUGCUAAAGUCAGAGCUUUCCUGGAGGUGCUGGUGAACUCCUUUGACAUUGGGCCAAAUAAGGUCCAGAUAAGUUUGGUCCAGUACAGCAGGGAUCCCCACACUGAGUUCUACCUAAACACCCAUCAUGACCUACCUGCUGUGGUCAAGGCGGUGAGGACUUUCCCGUACCGCGGAGGCUCCACCAACACCGGCAGGGCCAUGACCUACGUGAGAGAUAAGAUCUUUCUGGAUGUCAGAGGAGCGCGCCCCAAUGUCCCCCGUGUCACCAUCCUCAUCACUGACGGGAAGUCAUCGGAUGCCUUCCAGGAUCCAGCCACUAAACUGAGGAACUCUGAUGUGGAGAUCUUUGCUGUGGGUGUAAAGGACGCUGUUCGUUCUGAGCUGGAGGCCAUUGCUAACACACCCGUGGAGACCCAUGUGUACACCGUAGAGGACUUUGAUGCCUUUGAGAAAAUUUCCAAAGAACUCACACAGUCCAUCUGCCUGAGGAUCGAGCAAGAACUUCGCAAAAGAAGAUUUCUCCAACCACGGGCGCUGUCCUUCUCAGAGGUUGGCCCAAGAAGCUUCAGGACUUCCUGGGAGAUGGAUGCCAGCUCAGUCGAGUCCUUUUUGGUUCAGUUCAGGCCAGCAGCUGAAACCAAUGGUCAUUACGUGUCCAUGUCUGUGCCCGGGGACACGCUCACCGCCCUCCUCCCCAACCUCACCCCAAUCACACACUAUGAAGUCAAUGUUUAUGCACAGUAUGACAAAGGGGACAGCUCGCCUGUGACCGGCUAUGAAACUACUUUAGAAGAGCUCGGCUCUGUGCAGGACCUGAAAGUGUCAGAAGAGACCACAGAGAGCUUCAGGGUGUCAUGGCAGCCAGCUCCUGGAGCCGUCACUCGCUACAGGUUGACAUACGAACCCGUCGGGGACGAGAGGACCAGGGUGGAGACUGCUACUGUGGGAGCAGAGACGACCAUCGUGCUUCUGGGGCUCCUGCCUAAAACCACCUACAGGGUCACCGUCAGCCCUGAGUACAGUUCUGGAUCUGGAGUGCCUCAGCAGAUUGAUGGCACCACCAAAGAAGUCCGCGGUUCCCCACGUGACCUGAGGGUUUUCGACGAGACCACGUCCUCCAUGAAGGUCUCCUGGGAGGCGGCGCCGGGGAACGUGCUGCAGUACCGCGUGGCGUACAGACCGAACGCCGGUGGCACCAGGAAGGAACUGUCCGUCAAGGGCAACAACACGGCCAGCGUCCUGAAGAACCUGCAGCCGGGCACCCAGUACGACGUCUUCGUCAGCGCACGAUACCAGUCCGGCCUGGGCGACGCCUUGGAAGGACGAGGCACCACGCUAGAAGAGGGAGGCCCCCCCACAAACCUGGUCACCAGCGACGUGACCGACACCAGCUUUGCGGUGUCCUGGACGGCAGCGCCGGGGAAUGUCAAGAUGUACCGGGUCCGAUGGAAGUCUCUGUUCUCUGAGGAGGCUGGAGAGAAAACGGUGGCGGGAGACGUGACCAACACCGUGCUGGACGGUCUGACUCCUGAGACCCUCUACCAAGUGUCUGUGGUCGCCGCCUACGGUCACAAAGACAGCGAGCCGCUCACGGGACAGGAAACUACUGAUGCCUCUGCUGCUGGUAAAAAAUUGACCGUGUCGGACGAGACUGAGCGAACCAUGAAGGUCACAUGGAUGCCGGCACCAGGCAAGGUGGUAAACUACCGGCUGAAGUAUGCUCCCAUUGGUGGAGGGAAAGAGGUGAUCCUCAGGAUCCCUGGGACAUCCACUUCCACCGUCAUGAAGCGCCUGCAGCCAAUGACGACCUACGACAUCAUCGUUCACCCCAUCUACAAGCGCGGGGAAGGAAAAGCAAGGCAAGGAGUAGGAACGACACUGUCGCCAUACAAGGCUCCCAGAAACCUCCAGACCUCAGAGCCAACCAAGACCAGUUUCAGAGUCACCUGGGAUCCAGCGCCUGGAGAUGUUAGGGGCUACAAAGUUACCUUUCACCCCAGUGGAAAUGAUGUGGACCUGGGUGAACUCCUGGUCGGUCCUUACGAUAACACCAUCGUUCUAGAGGAACUCAGGGCAGGAACAAAGUACACAGUUUCUGUGUUUGGGAUGUUUGAGGGGGGAGAGAGCAUGCCCCUGGCUGGAGAGGAGAAUACGACCCUCAUGGACAGUCCUGAUCCGCCUCCUGUCGAUCCCUCUGAGACUCAGUGUAAGACCAAGGCCAGGGCCGACAUUGUGCUGCUGGUCGACGGCUCCUGGAGUAUCGGCCGCAUCAACUUCAAGACCAUCCGCAACUUCAUCGCCCGUAUGGUCAGCGUGUUCGACAUCGGCCCUGACACAGUUCAGAUUGGUCUUGCUCAGUACAGCGGAGACCCAAAGACUGAGUGGCACCUGAACUCCCACCCAACCAAAGAGUCCCUGAUGAACGCAAUCGCCAACCUGCCGUACAAGGGAGGCAACACCAUGACAGGAUUGGCUCUGAACUACAUCCUGCAGAACAACUUCAGGCCUAACGUAGGGAUGCGAGAGGACUCCCGGAAAAUAGGCGUCCUCAUCACUGACGGAAAGUCCCAGGACGAAAUCAUCAUGAAGUCACAGAGCCUGAGGGACAGCGGUAUUGAGCUCUACGCCAUCGGCGUGAAGAACGCUGACGAGAACGAGUUGAGGUCCAUCGCCACCGACCCCGACGAGAUUCACAUGUACAACGUCAACGACUUCCAGUUCCUGCUGACCAUCGUCGACGACCUCACCACUAACCUGUGCAACAGUGUCAAGGGUCCAGGAGGUGAAGAAGUGGAGGUACCCGAGGCACCCACCAACCUGGUGACCUCAGAGGUUACCCACCGCUCCUUCCGUGCCACCUGGACGCCACCCGGCCGCACCGUCGACAUGUAUAAAGUCACUUAUACGGCUGUGGAUGGAGGAGCCACCCAGGAGCUGCUGGUCGACGGCUCAGUGACGACCACAGUCCUGGAAGGCCUGACCCCUCUGACCGAGUACGUGGUGAAUGUUUACUCUGUGUAUGACGAGAUGACCAGCGAGCCAUUGAAGGGCACCGAGACCACCUUGCCCCUGUCUGCAGCGAAGAACAUGAAUGUUUACGACGAGACCUCCACCACCAUGAAGGUGAGAUGGGGGGAGGCUGAAGGUGCCACAGGCUACAUGCUUCUGUACAGAUCCAUCAACGCCUCCGAGCCACAGCUGGAGAUGGAGGUUCGUGUUAGUGGUGAGGUGACAAACGUCCUGCUGGAGAAGCUGAUACCCAACACAGCCUACGCCAUCAAACUGUUCGCCCUGCACGGAGAGACUCCCAGCGAUCCUCUGGAUGGAACCGGAGUCACCUUGCCCAGGCCUCCCGCUGGAGUCCUGAGAAUCUCGGAUGUGACUCACAGCACCAUGAGGCUCAACUGGGACGCUGCUCCUGGAGCGGUCCGCAAGUACAUCAUCAACUAUAAACCAGAAGAAGGAGACCUGAAGGAGGCUGAAGUGGACGGUGGCACCACCACCCUGGAUCUUUCCAGCCUGAUCUCCCAGACUGAGUACGAUGUGGCCGUCACCCCGGUCUAUGACGAGGGACCUGGCACUGUGAUGCUCGGGAGCGCCAUCACAGAUGUCGUUCCUGCUCCAAAGAACCUGCAGUUCUCUGAGGUGACGCAGAGCUCGUUCAGGGCCACAUGGGAACACGGAGCCCCGGAUGUGGCCCUCUAUCGGAUCGGCUGGACCAAGAAGGGGGAGACCAACUUCCAGUUUGCCAUCCUGAAUAGCGAUGAGACCUCCCACGUUCUGCCAAACUUGGACCCAGACACCGAGUACGGGGUCACCGUCACAGCCAUCUACCCUGACGAGUCAGAGAGUGAGGACCUGAUGGGAAGCGAGCGUACAUUGUUGACCUCUGCAGAGGUGCUUCCCGAGCCUCCUCGUAACUUGAGGGUUUUCAACGCCACCAUCUCCUCGCUGACGGUGAAAUGGGACGCAGCCCCCGGCCCUGUCCAGAACUACAAGAUCACUUACAAAUCCCUGGUUGGAGGCGAGCCUCUCACGGCUCAGGUGGGAGGGAAGAAGACCAGCCUCAUCCUGCAGAAGCUGGACCCUGACACUCAGUACUCCGUCAGCGUGGCCGCCAUGUACCCGACAGGCUUCAGCAAAGACAUCUCUGGAGAAGGACAAACCAAGCCUCUGGGUGGCGUCAGGAACCUGCAGGUGCUGAACCCCACCAUGACCACCCUGAACGUGCGCUGGGAGCCGGCUGAGGGCCGAGUGAAGGAGUACAAGGUCCUCUACGCUCCUGCUGCUGGAGGAGCCGAAAGCAUGGUAGGACUGGAAACGGUGACCGCAGGAACAACCAACACCAUGCUGCGAGGCCUGCAGCCCGACACCCUCUACAGCGUGUCUCUGGUGCCCGUUUACGCUGCAGGAGACGGAAAGACCAUGUCUGAAAAUGGAAGGACAAGGCCACUGGGAGGAGUGAAGAACCUGGUGGUGACGGACCCCACCAUGACUUCUCUGGCUGUGAACUGGGAACCUGCUGAUGGAGCCGUUCGCCUGUACAAGGUGUUCUAUGUACCUGUGGCCGGCGGCCUGGAGGAGAUGGAACAAGUCCCCACUGGCACCACCUCCAUCAUCCUCAGGAACUUAAUGCCCGACACGCCGUACACUGUGUCGGUGUUACCAGUCUACCCAGCAAGAGAGGGAAAACGCCAGUCAGAGAACGGGAAGACAUUGCCUCUGGCAGGAAUCGGCAACAUGAAGGUGACCAAACCGACCAUCACCACUCUCACCGUCACCUGGAAUCCAGCCGAUGGGAAUGUUCAGGGCUACAAAGUCAUCUACGUCCCUACCGAUGGAGGGAUGGAGAUUGUGGAGCAAGUGUCAGAGAGCACCACCACAACCGUCCUGGAGAAGCUUCUACCAAACACCCGCUACACCGUCACUGUGGUCCCCGUCUACGCUGAGGGAGACGGACCCAGUCUGACCGACAAUGGGAAGACAAGGCCGCUGGGCUUUGUGAAGAACCUGCAGGUGACCGAUCCCACCACCAGCACCCUGAACGUCCGCUGGGAGCCCGCCGAGGGUAAUGUGCGCGAGUACAUCGUGAUCUGGGUGCCCGCUGCUGGAGGAGAACAGGAAGUGGACCAGGUGUCCGGGUCCACCACCUCCACCGUCCUGAAGAACCUGGAGCCGAACACCGAGUACACCGUCAGCCUCGUGCCCGUCUACCACGAGAUGGAGGGCAAAUCUCAGUCUGCAAACGGGAAAACGAAUCCGUUGGGCGGCGUGAAGAACUUGCAAGUGGUCGACCCGACCAUCAGCACACUGACAGCCCGCUGGGAUCCAGCCGUGGGAAAUGUUCGCAGCUACAAGGUCUUCUACGCAGCUGAACCAGGAGGCGAAGAGCGGAUGGAGGAGGUUUCAGGAGGCACCACCAGCACCAUCCUCAGGAACCUGGAGACGGACACCGUCUACAAUGUGGCUGUUGUUCCGGUUUACCCGGACGUGCAGGGCAUUCGACAGGCAGAGAAGGGAAAGACAAAGCCUCUGGGUGGAGUGAAGAAUCUGCAGGUGAGCGACCCCACCACCAACUCCCUCAGGGUUCGCUGGGAGCCGGCCGAGGGCGACGUCAGGCAGUACCAGAUCAUCUACGUCCCCACAGGCGGAGGAGCUGAGAGCGUGACUCAGGUUUCAGGAAUGUCCACCAACACGGUGCUGAGAGAACUGAAGCCGGACACCGAGUACAAAGUGACGCUGGUGCCCAUCUACGCCGACGUGGAGGGAAAACGCUCGACUGAGAACGGAAAGACAAAGGCGCUCGGAGGAGUGAAGAACCUGCAGGUCACCGAACCCACCACCAGCUCCCUGAAGGUGCGCUGGGAGCCGGCGGAGGGCAACGUCCGCCAGUAUCGCAUCUUCUACGUCCCCGCAGCGGGAGGAGCCGAGGACAUGGAGCAGGUGUCCGGCGGCACCACCAACACCGUCCUGAGAAGCCUGCUGUCAGACACUCCCUACACCGUCACCGUGGUUCCAGUGUACCCCGAGGGAGAAGGUCAGCGCCAGGCCGACAAAGGAAAGACACUCCCACGCACGCCACCCAAGAACAUCCAGGUGUACAACCCCACCCCCAACAGCCUGAACGUUCGCUGGGAGCCCGCCUCAGGCCAGGUUCAGCAGUACCGGGUGACUUACUCCUCCCUGACUGGAGCCAGACCCAGCGGGACGGUCAUGGUUCCGGGAACUAUUACCAACGCCUUCCUGGACAACCUGAUCCCAGACACCCCCUACUCGGUCUCUGUGAAGGCUCUGUACGCCGACGGGGAGGGGUCGCCAAUCAAAGGCAACGGCAAAACACUGCCCCGUGGCGGUCCCAGGAACAUGCGUGUGUUUGACGCCACCACCAGCACCCUCACCCUCGGCUGGGACCACGCAGAGGGUCCUGUGAGGCAGUACAAGAUCGCCUACGCCCCGCUGACCGGAGACCCCAUCACUGAGUUUGCCACAGUUCCAGGAAACAGAAACAACGCCCGGCUGCAGAAUCUGCUCCCUGACACGCCGUACAACAUCACCGUGGAGGCCGUGUACGCCGAGGGCCCCGGAGGGUCGCUCAACGGAAACGGACGUACAGUCGGCCUGUUGAGUCCCAGAAACCUUCGGGUCUCAGACGAGUGGUACACCCGCUUCAGAGUGGCCUGGGACGCCGUGCCGGCUCCCGUCCAGGGGUACAGACUGAUCUACUCUCCUGCAGGCUCUCAACAACCCCCCGUAGAUUUCUUUGUGGGCGACGUGACCUCUUACACUCUGCACAACCUGCUGCCUGGAACCACCUACGACCUUAAAGUGGUCGCUCAGUACACCGGCGGCAUGAGCGGACAGCUGCCUGGACAGGGAACAACACUCUACCUGAACGUCACCAACAUCGAGACCUACGACGUCGGCCACGACAAGUUCUGCAUCAAAUGGAAUCCUCACAGGGCGGCGACAUCCUACCGCAUCAAACUCAACCCCGUGGACCCCUCCAGUAAAGGAGCUCAUGAGAUCACCAUCGCCGCUGGUCUUCCUCAGCACUGCUUUGACGGACUCUCGCCUGACGCCCUCUACACCGCCACCGUCUUCGUUCAGACGCCCAACCUGGAAGGUCCAGGAGUCAGCGCCAAGGAGAGAACAUUGGUGAAGCCAACGCCAGUUCCAACGCUCCCGCCAACACCGGCCCCUCCUCCCACCAUCCCCCCACCAUGGGCAGUUUGCAAAGGAGCCAAAGCAGACUUGGUGUUCCUCAUCGACGGCUCGUGGAGCAUCGGCGAGGAGAGCUUCACCAAAGUCGUCAACUUCGUCUCCGGUAUGAUCGGCGCCUUCGACGUGGUCGGACCCUCAGGGAUGCAGGUGUCGUUCGUGCAGUACAGCGACGAGGCAAAGACCGAGUUCAGACUGAACGCGUAUCAGGACAAAGGCAUCUUAAUGUCUGCCGUCAAUCAGAUCCGCUACAGAGGAGGAAACACCAAGACAGGAAUCGCUCUGAAGCACACGUACGAGAAAGCCUUCUCUGUUGAAAAUGGAAUGAGGAGAAAUGUACCAAAGGUGGUCGUGGCGAUCACAGACGGGCGCUCUCAGGACGAAGUGAAGAAGAGCGCCGCUAAGCUGCAGCAUGCAGGUUACAGUGUUUUUGCCAUCGGGGUCGCCGACGUGGACUUUGUGGAGCUGCAGGAGAUCGGCAGCAAACCGAGCGACCGACACGUCUUUGUUGUGGACGACUUUGACGCUUUUGACACCAUCAAAGAAAACCUGAUCACCUUCAUUUGUGAAACUGCAUCAUCAUCGUGUCCCCUGAUCUUCCUGAAUGGAUUCACUUCACCUGGCUUCAGGAUGCUGGAGGCGUUCAACCUGACAGAGAAGACCUACAGCUACAUGAAAGGCGUCUCCAUGGAGCCGGGCUCCUUCAACAGCUUCACAGCAUACAGACUCCACAAGAACGCCUUCCUGACACAGCCCACAACAGAGAUCCACCCUGACGGUCUCCCCCACGCCUACACCAUCAUCCUGAUGUUCCGCCUCCUCCCCGACUCGCCCAAGGAGGCCUUCGACAUCUGGCAGGUGUCGAGCAAAGACAACAAGCCAGAGACCGGCCUCACCAUCGACUCCUCCAGCCAGACUGUUUCCUUCUACAACAAAGACGAGCGAGGUGAGAUCCAGAGGGCCACGUUCGACAGCGAGCCGGUGAAGAGGAUGUUCCACGGAAGCUUCCACAAGCUGCACAUCCUGGUCUCAUCCACGGGCGUCAAACUCAACGUGGACUGCCAAGAGGUGGCUGAGAAGGAGAUCAAGGCCGCUGGAAACACGUCCGGCGAUGGCUACCAGGUCCUGGGCAAGAUGUCCAAGUCCAUCGGAUCCAGAGGAGAGUCAGCGACUUUCCAGCUCCAGAUGUUUGAUAUCGUCUGCAGCUUGGGCUGGACCAGCAGGGACAGAUGUUGUGACCUCCCAUCCAUGAGAGACGAGCUGAAGUGUCCGUCUCUUCCCAACUCCUGCACCUGCACCUCAGCUGAGGCCAACGGGCUGCCAGGGCCUCAGGGACCAGUGGGCGCUCCUGGCAGCAAAGGUCCUCGAGGGGAAAGAGGAGAGGCCGGUGUUGUUGGAGCCGUCGGCCCGCGGGGGGAGAACGGACCACCAGGGCCCAUGGGUCUGCCCGGCCCUCAAGGACCCAUCGGCCUGUCGAUCCCUGGAGAGGCUGGCCGUCCUGGACCAAAGGGAGACUCCGGAGACUCUGGCUUACCUGGACAGAAAGGUUCAACUGGUCCUGCUGGUUCUGUCGGCCCGAUCGGACCAGCUGGAGUGAGGGGCCCUCAAGGAAAAGAAGGAACGGCCGGACCCAGAGGUCCCGCAGGGCCCAUGGGACCUCCUGGAUCUCCUGGACAAUCAGGAGCUGCAGGAAAACCAGGAAACCCCGGAGACAGCGGCGUCCCUGGUGCUAUCGGUCAAAAGGGAGACAGGGGAGAGAGAGGUGAAUUUGCUCCUCAGAACAUGAUGCGAUCCAUCGCCAGACAAGUUUGCGAGCAGCUAGUGAACGCACAAAUGACUCGAGUCAACACAUUACUGAACCAGAUCCCUAACGGCAAUUACCGCAGCAACAACCCGGGUCCACCAGGACCUUCAGGACCUCCUGGCAGGCAGGGACCCCGUGGAGAGCCCGGCGGCGCAGGAACGAACGGCUUCCCUGGAAAUCCAGGUUCACCCGGCCAGCCGGGAGAGAGAGGUCCCGCAGGAGAAAAAGGUGAACGAGGAUUGUCAGGAGUCGGACAGAAAGGAUCGAGAGGACCUGCUGGUCCACCAGGAGAAAGCAGGACAGGCUCCCCAGGCUCUCCAGGCUCCUCCGGAGUUCGCGGUCCCCCCGGACGUCCUGGAUACGCCGGAAUCCGCGGGCCUCCUGGACCUCCUGGUUACUGCGAUUCUUCUCAGUGUGUCGGUAUUCCUUACAACGGGCAAGGAUACGGAGGUUCACGAUAGUAAACUUUCUAUGCCGCCUGUGCUGCUUUCACUGAACAAACAAAAAAAGUCCUGUAACUGAAACACUCGCUCACACGCUCUUGAGCUGUUUAAAGGAUAAAACACCAAAAGGAAACCAUUAACAAACUUUGCUGAAAAAAACAACACAACAAAAGAGGGAAACCACUACUAACAUCGACUCACAUCCAGUAGAACAGAAACCCUGCAGCAGCAGCAGCAGCAGCAGCGCUGAUGGCAUCGACCUGUUUAGUGGCCUGUUUGCAUCUUGACGCCAAAGACCAAACAAAGAAAUGUUCAGUGGAGGAGCAUGCACCAAACAACAACAACAAACAACCCAAACAAAUACUAACAAAGGUGGAUUUGUAACAGAGAAACAAAGUGCAUCUCCAGCAGCAUCACCAGCAUCACCAGCAGCACUUCUCUCUCUCUCAUGGUGGAACGUGUAAAUAAACCCAUUGUGCCUUGUAAAUGAUGUUUGAAUCAUGUCCACUGCAUUUAGCCUUUAACAUCUGCAGUUAUUCAAGCUUGUGCUAUGCAAACAACAACCUGCUGCUUGCUGAAUGCCACCAGAAGCUGCCCGUGUGUUUGUAGCUGAACUGCUCGGGGGCCAUUCUCAAUCCCUCCUGCUCAUUUGACGCCGAGGUUUAGACGCCCCUCCUUCAUAUCAAAAACACGAUAUCUUGCAUUUCCUGUUUUUACUUGUACUAACCAUCCCAGAGAAGAGUCUCCAGGCUGCUUUGAUGUUUUUUUUGUUUUCAAUCUGUAACACCUGCACUUCUACCACGAGUAAAGAGGAAACGAUUAAAAGCACUGCGAUGUUUACCGGGGGCGUGUUCAACGACGUCAAGUCAUGGUGCUCAAAACGCCGAACAAAAACAUGAAACCACAUGUGAACCAUGUGUGAGGAUGAGAUGUCGCCUGACGGGGAUAAAAAAGCUCUCUGUAAAAGGUCGUUAUGGCUUUAGUCUAUCCGUAGUCAGGACGGGCAUUUCAAGCUCAAAUAGGAUUUGUUAAUCACCAGGAACUAUUCGGCGCCUCACAGCUGGUCGUGUCUCGCGUGUCCUGUGACCACUUGCAUUCAGAGGUCACGUUCUCGCUUCUUAUGGAAACGACUACAAACUGUGAUGCAACAGCGAGAGGGAGAAAUGCACUCUGGUGUACGAGUGGUUCAGGGAAGCGGAGGAGCACAGUCUGAUGUGCUGACAUGAAACUCUGAUCGAUCAUGAAGCCCGAUGUUCCUCGACCGCCCUGCGGGUCAUCAGUGAGGGAAUGAAGUAUUUGUUAACAGUGUAAAAACAAAGACAGACUAAAGGAUCCACAACACGGCUGCACAAUAAUGGAAAAAAACAAAGAAUCUUGUCUGAAUCGUCUAUCUGAAAAACAUCUGAAAAUCUAACCAGAUACAUGUUCUUAACGAUGUUCAACAUUUCCAAAACAAAACAAAGUUCAUUAAAUAAGCACAAAAGUGAACAUUUAGCCGUGACUCUCUAACUCGCAGGUUCUGUUUGUAACGUCACUCCUGAAGAUAAAUCCAAAAAGCUUUUUUUAACCGCUCGAUUAGCCUCUGACGGUAGCAGAUAGCUACUUAGCUUCAUCUGUCUGCCUUAAAAAACAUGAGAAAGCAUCGUUAUCAUACCCACGUCUCCUUCCAACAGGUAAAAUGUACACAUGAAAUAUUAGCUUCUCUAAAUACUAUAAAUGUUUUUUAAAUGUUAAACUACUUCAGACUUUUACGAUGUUUAUUGUGAAUAAUCUUAUUGUGAUAACGUUAACAUAGCGAUUUAUUGUGCAGCCCUGUUCUGCCACAUUAACACAAAGAUCCAUGUUAAGAAACAUCAAUAUCCUUAUCUGCACUGUGCUGUGUUAUUAUGAAGUCUGACAAAGUGAUCAUAGAUCACAGAAUGACCCACACCGUCUCACCCUCCUCCUUAAUCAACACGGAGAGAAAACGACCUGAACUUAGAUUUAAGAUAAAUUAAUGACUUUUCAAAUAUUGAAAAAUCCUGACCCCUCCCUAUGAUGUGUAGUACAAACUGAUAAGCUCCCACAUUCAAGCCGACGUUUAAAACCCUGAGAGCCGAUCACGAGAAUCUCUUCUGAUCUUUGGACACGCCCCCGAUCAUUACUAACCCUCUGAGUGUUUACGCCAGACGUCACUGGUGCAUGUUAACAAAAAAAAAAAGUGAAAGAACUUGCCAACUUACGGCCCCAACACUAUCUCCGAAGCAGGCCAAUACCCUUCUGAACCCAACCCCCGAGUAGUCCCAGUCCCCGAAGAGGAGGAGGAGGAGGAGUUCCAAAACCAGCGUCGAAAGAGAUCACUAUCAAGAAGAGCAGCCAAAAGGCUAACAUCAUAAUGUUCUCAUUUUCUUUUCUUGUUCAACCUGUGUUUGUUGUUGGAUUUAUGCACAUUAUACACUAAAACAAAAAGGGGUUUGACACCUCGAUUUGAUUGGAAAUUACCCUUUAAAUGCCUUAAAAUGUGUGUGUGAAUAUUCCUUUACCGGAAGAGGAAGGGUUUGGAUCGAGGGCGGGAAGGAAACUUUUUAAAAAUGUCAAGAAAACAAAGUUAACACAAACCUGUGAGCUUUUCUUUUUCCCCACUCUUGUGUCUUGUGCUUGUACCAUAUUUUGCAUCAGGUGUGUGUGAAGCAGCAGUGUUGAACAGUGCGUUAGUGUAGCUAAAGAGGAAGACGGCGUCGCAGCAUGACGCUCACAGUUCAUCCAGUAUUUGAUUCAAUCUCUUCUCAGUGUUUUCUAAGGAGGUUCAGCUUCAUGUAACACGGCUUUCAUUUUGUAUCUCUAGACUUUAAUAUUUAUCAGUUUGACUUUUUACUCCGUCACAGCUCAUUUUAACAAAAAAACGUGGAAUUGCAUGUCUGUGGUGUAUAUUUAGUACAUGUUGUUUUUUUUUGGUUACAUUUCAUUUUUGUUUUAAUCAGAAUAUAGUUGUUGUUGUCGUCAAUCUUGUCAUUUUUCUCAGUAUCAGAAGCAGUCAGUGCGAGACUUUGGGAACAGUGUAGCUGCUUCAUGUUUGAACUGCAGAUUGUGAAUUCCACAGCCUUAUUUUCUUAUUUAUUUCUGAGAACAGAAGAGGCAUUUUUCAAUAAAACUACUGAAAAUUUA
Labrus mixtus (cuckoo wrasse) is the source of this 14216-nucleotide messenger RNA. RefSeq names its product collagen, type XII, alpha 1b (gene col12a1b). Gene Ontology annotation, molecular function: protein binding. The coding region runs from base 234 to 11090 and encodes 3618 amino acids. The transcript has 78 exons. The record is from RefSeq and is a predicted model, not a curated record. NCBI's taxonomy places the organism in Eukaryota, Metazoa, Chordata, Actinopteri, Labriformes, Labridae.